Molecule: messenger RNA, 2721 nt
Organism: Megalobrama amblycephala (Wuchang bream)
Lineage: Eukaryota; Metazoa; Chordata; Actinopteri; Cypriniformes; Xenocyprididae
Product: cytosolic phospholipase A2 gamma-like
Exons: 15
Coding region: 425-2215 (596 amino acids)
Biological process (GO): glycerophospholipid catabolic process
Cellular component (GO): cytosol; nucleoplasm; nuclear envelope
Molecular function (GO): calcium ion binding; calcium-dependent phospholipid binding
Source: RefSeq, a predicted model, not a curated record
UAUGGAUCAUUAUACUGACUCACUUCUACGAAUUACUUUCUAGAAUGUCCUUAAAUGUGUGUUAUAGAAACAAACAUAAAUGAAAUAUCACACAACAUUAUUAAUUUAACAUGCAAGCAUCCCUAUCCCUCGUAAUGUGUCUGAAGUAUUUUGCCUUUUCUUAGUAAAAAGAGCCUUAUAUGAACAAAAAGAUCAACCUGUAGCUUGCCACGAAAAAAAAAAAAAAUAAGUUGCAUGAUUAUUUACAAAGAAAUAGCAAAAUUUUCCUGGUCCCUGUGAAUGAUUUAUGAUUCAUAACCUCACCGUCAUGAUUAUGUCUGGACUUGCAAUGUAGUUUCAGAGCCAUAUAAAGCAUCUUCUGUCUUUAUGUCAAGAUAACAGCUGCUGUGGUGUUGCUGGUGAAGACUCAGGAUUUACAGGAAUAAUGAGUGCAUCCAAACCCCAGGAAAGCGGUGAGGUGCGAAUCGAACCCUCUCUGAAUAAGAAUGAAGCAGAGUUUAUAGACGGAAGGAGAAAAUCUGUUCUACAAAGCCUGAAGAAGCUUCAGAUAAAGUGCCGUCAGAAUGAGAUGCCAAACAUUGCCUUACUGGGUUCUGGAGGAGGACAACGAGCCAUGGUGGGAUUGCUGGGAUCCCUGGUUCAGCUCCAGAAAACAGGUCUUCUGGACUCCAUCCUUUAUUUGAGCGGAGUCUCUGGAUCCACGUGGUGUAUGGCCUCCUUAUAUCAGGAACCAGACUGGUCCACCAAACUAGAGACUGUGAAAAACAAGAUCAUCAAGAGACUCAGCGGUCCUGAAGUCAGCUGGAAAGAAGCAUUUGCCAAACUGAAGAAAUAUUAUGCGAAAGACCACUUCAGUUUGACUGACAUCUGGGCAGUGAUGGUCAUCACGACAUUUGUGAAAGAGAUCGACGAACACACACUCACAGAGCAGUGGAGCCAGCACAGUAAAGAUGGUAAAGUCCCGUUUCCCAUCUACACCGUGAUCGACAAGAAGUGCAAACAACGCAAUAUCGGAGACCCCUGGUUCGAGAUCACUCCUCAUGAAGCAGGUUAUUCUCUCACUGGAGCGUUUGUGGACGCCUCCAACUUUGGUAGCAAGUUUCACAAAGGCUCCAAGAAAUAUCAGCAGGAUGAAUUUGACAUGCUGUACCUGCAAGCUCUAUGCGGAAGCGCUUUAGCUGAUGAAGUGGAGAUUGAGAAACAGCUCUGGCAAAAGAUAAAAGAUUUAUUUCAACAAAAGGAAACAAUAUUUCAGGAAUCGAGGAAGGAACAGCAUGUGAUGAGACUGGAAGCAUUGGAGAGCAGUGCAGAGACGGAAGACAUUUUUGCGGCGGGAUUCGAACUCAGGAGGGGAGAAGAGCUACUGCUCAUAUCAGAGCACAGACAAGAAGAUCCAAUCGCUCCAGCUUCAGACGAGGAGUUUUACCAGAUGCUCAUGAACCUCGUGGACAUGAAUCUCUCUGCUUUGACUGAGGAAGAUCCUUCUGCUUUUGAUGAAUCCAUCCAGACACUGAACGACCUCUCUGGAGGCCAAAGUCGUCUGGAAGGACUGAGAAUUGCUGAUGAAGAAGCACAUGAACUGGAUUUGAAGAGUCACACCAUGGAUGUAAUCAACAGUCUGAGUGGUCAGAUUGGUUACUGGCCAUUGGAUGCUUUGGCGAGAAUUAUGAAAUGCAUUUCUCGGUGGAUAUGGGGUAGGAAUUAUAACUUCCUCCACGACAUGACAGGUGAAGCAGUGCCCUCCACUCUUCAGGAAACUGAGACGAGAGACUUUGAAGAUGCCGGACUGUUGCUCAACUCACCCUACUUCUCAGUGCUGAGAAAAGAGAGACACAUCGACCUCAUCAUUUCACUGGAUUUCAGUGAGGGUGAUCCUUUCAUGACAGUGAAGGAAGCUGCAAAGACGUGCAAGGAACAAAACAUCCCUUUCCCUGAGGUCAACAUUCCCAGUGAAGACGUAAAGAAACCGAAGGAUUUCUAUGUGUUUAAAGGCAAAAACACUCCAACCGUGAUCCACAUUCCUCUCUUUAAUAUGGUCAACUGUGGAGAUAAAAUUGAGGCCAAGUGGAAAAGUUAUAAGACCUUUCAAGGUCCUUACAGUGCUGAGAUGAUCACUGAUCUCAUGGAGGUCGCUGGAAAAAACAUCACAAACAACAAAGACAAGCUGCUGGAGCAGAUCCGUGCGGCCGUUGGGCAAAAAGGAUCCAGACGUUAAUGUUUAAAAUCUGAAUAUAGACUAAACUGAUUUGCAUAUCAGCAGUGUUGGGCGUCAAGAAACUCAAGAAACUUGAGUUACGUAAUCAGAUUACUUUUUUCAAGUAACUAGUAAAGUAACGCAUUACUUUUAAAUGUACAAUUUAAUCUCUGAGUUGCUUUUUCAAAUCAGUAACACGAGUUACUUUGUUUUCACAUUUAUUGACUGAUGCCUCUCCUGUCGCCAUGUUGAGAGGAAGUGUUUGUAACGUAACAUUACUUUCCUUAAAAAGUAACUAAGUAAUGCAAUGGGGGUAAUGGGGGUAAUGCAAUACUUUCUGAAGUAACUUUCUAAAACACUGCAUAUCAGUCAUUUUAGUUUAAUUUCUUUUUCAGUCAGCUUUUUUUUCUGCAAAAUGACAUUAGAUUAUCAGAGGUUUCCAUUUAAAUUCUGUUUAAAAUGGUUCUGCAUGUUUCAAUGUUUCAUCAUGCAUGCUGAUUAUAAUAAAAUAGAGUUAUGGUCCUGAA